AUGUUUGCAAAAGCUUCGAUAGCACUUCUCGCUCUGCUGCCAGCUAUAUCGGGCGCAGUGAUCAAACACAACGAUACGGCAUUGAAUGCUCGAGCCGAAUUGGUCGUACAACCAGUAUGUGAAGGUGGGAAUUUAGAUUCUCAUGAUUGUAACGUUGCUUUAUUGUCACUUGGCGGUGGUAUUCAAGGUGCUAUUCAGUUUUUACGAGUGGACGAUAUAACUAAUACGGCUUCAAGUGGUUCUUGUACCAUGACUGUGACAGCCGUAGAUGGAGGAACAGCUAUCGAUAUCAGCAAGGGUCGAUUGGAGCAAGCUCAAAAAGCAGCGAUUGCGCAAUGUGGUCGUCAAGCAUGGUCGGUCACAGCGUUGGGAGGUGCAACAGGAGGUAAUCUGAAGAUUGUCCAGUCAUCGUCUUCUUCCAUCUCUUCUGUUGCAAAUGAUGUUGUAGAUGAGCCUUCCCUUUCAGAUACAUGUACGUGUUCGACGUAG
This is a messenger RNA of Kwoniella mangroviensis CBS 8507, 489 nucleotides long. RefSeq lists its product as uncharacterized. NCBI's taxonomy places the organism in Eukaryota, Fungi, Basidiomycota, Tremellomycetes, Tremellales, Cryptococcaceae. The record is from RefSeq and is a predicted model, not a curated record. Bases 1 to 489 code for a protein of 162 amino acids. The transcript is spliced from 4 exons.